CUAUCCAUCGUCCGUUUUUAACUUUAAUUGUUCUUCUGUCUCGAUCGACCUAUUUUCGGUGUAGAUAAAUAUCGGUAUAUUUAUUUAUCGUUCUGCAUUAAAUAUUUCAACUCUUCUUUAUUUUUCUGAGCGUGCUGAUUGUUGAAGCUUCUGCAUUGAAGUGAUGGCGUCUAAAUUGGUUUCGAUAAUCGUCUUCGUUUUCGAUGUUAUUGCUUUUGGCUUGGCUGUGGCUGCUGAACAACGGAGAAGCACUGCCACGACAACACAGGAUUCAGAACAGAACUACAAUUACUGUGUCUAUGACUCGGACAUUUCAACUGGAUUCGGUGUUGGUGCUUUCUUGUUCCUCAUGGCCAGUCAAGCUAUCAUAAUGGUGGCAAGCCGUUGUUUCUGUUUUGGAAAGGCUUCAAGGACUGGAGGCUCCCGGUCUUUUGCACUUCUACUUUUCAUAUUAUGCUGGGUGACCUUUAUCAUUGCCGAGGCAUGCUUGUUAGCUGGUUCAGUGAGAAACGCCUAUCACACCAAGUAUGUCACAAUUUUCAGCCAAAACCCUCCUUCUUGCCAGACUGUACGAAAGGGUGUCUUUGCAGCAGGUGCAGCGUUCACUUUCUUCACUUGCAUACUAUCUCAGUUCUACUACAUUUAUUAUUCCAGUUCGCGAGAAGCUUUUGCACCAUACGGCGGAGAAGCUGGUGUGGGACUUGGAACCUUCAAGUGAGGCAUGUCAGUAUGCCACUGCUAAAAGCCUUAUUCUAGGAAUUCUUUAUUUGAACUGAAGAUAUAUAUAGUUAAAAAUAGUUUCAAGCUUUUGUUCAAGUACAAUAGUAUCCAGAUGCAUAUAAUCUUGUUAUUAUUUUUCAGCACAACAGUCAGCACCAUAAAUCAGAAAGAUUCAGUUCAUAAAAA
Daucus carota subsp. sativus is the source of this 906-nucleotide messenger RNA. RefSeq lists its product as uncharacterized. NCBI's taxonomy places the organism in Eukaryota, Viridiplantae, Streptophyta, Magnoliopsida, Apiales, Apiaceae. The record is from RefSeq and is a predicted model, not a curated record. The coding region runs from base 164 to 718 and encodes 184 amino acids. The transcript has 3 exons.